Molecule: messenger RNA, 654 nt
Organism: Microbotryum saponariae
Lineage: Eukaryota; Fungi; Basidiomycota; Microbotryomycetes; Microbotryales; Microbotryaceae
Source: the annotation of a GenBank genome assembly
AUGGGUUCUUCCAACGAAAACGAAGCGACGCAAAUUGUUUCCACCAACUCUCGGCCACCAACGCUCACCCAACUCCUUGGUAGUUGUGCUCCAUCCAGUUGGUUUCACCCGCCACCGCACCACGAUGGAGCGUGUCACUCAACUGCCGCGCGCGUUCAAGCCGAUGCUGGGACGACCGCCUACGAUUGCGUCGCCCGGCUGGGAGGAUUGAAAUGGGACACACCCGCGUCACCUGGCGUCAGGGUUCUCAGCUCUUUCUUCGAUCUACUGGAGCAACACCCCUCAUUGCUGGACCUGUUCCGCGAGGAGCUAGACGCCAUCAGCAAUGCUCCUCGCAGCGAGAUGGCUCGGAAGAGCGAGCACCACGUCGAGAUUUCGUUCCAAGACCUCUUCGCUAGCGGUCUACGAUCUGCAACGGCGGCGCUGCUCAACCAUCAUGCCGCGAUCACCGAGGCCGUCGGGGCUUCUUCCGCUUCCGCAUCGACCUCCGCGACGAGACCCAGGUACUCGCUUCGGUUGACCGACCCUGAACGUGCUCUCCGCACGCAGGGCGAUGCUGUCAUCUACAUUCAACGAGGGGCUGGCAACGUCGUUUCAAGUAUCUCGAUCAAACUAGGUUCGGCGGCGCGCUCCGCGCGCCACCUCACACCGUAA